This is a messenger RNA of Prorocentrum cordatum, 3419 nucleotides long. Lineage: Eukaryota; Dinophyceae; Prorocentrales; Prorocentraceae. The record is from the annotation of a GenBank genome assembly.
AUGACGGUAUCUCGGCUCGCGACGGGUUUCAACGAGAUGGCGCAGUGGGACAUCCUCUACAUCGGCGAACAGAUGGUGGCACACAUGAUCGAUGAGGCGACCCGCUGGACGGUGCUGCACAUCCUGGAACGCAAGACAGCGAUCAUGAUUAUCGCCGGCAUCACUCAGGGAUGGCUACGUCCUCAUGGCCCCAUGAAGCUGCUGAUUGCCGACAUCGAGGGCGGUCUCCAUGGAGAGGAGGCGUACCAGUGGCUGGACCGCUGGGGCAUUGAGAUGAAGGCCAAGGAGGAGGGCUCGCACGCGCAGCUGGUGGAGCGUCAUCACGACCUAGUGCGCAAGAUCAUACACCGCGUGCAGGCCCAGCUUGCGGAAGAAGGCAUUGUGAUGCCGUUGGAGAUCGUGAUCAUGGAGUGUGCCCUCAUCAAGAACCUUCUCAUCACCGUGGCCGGCUACAGCCCGUACCAGGCGGUGUACGGCCGACUUCCGCCCCUGCUCGCCGAGUUCGAGCCGGUGAGCGACUGCCAGAUCGACGAUCAAUCGGCUGGCAUUCCAGGAAUCUCCCGACACCAUCAUCGGCUCCGUGAAGUUGCAAUGCAAGCCAUGGUGGAGAUGACCGCGAAGGACAGGCUGAGGCGCGCACUUCGAUCCAAGACGCGUGCCCCGCACGAGGCGCUGCAGUUGGCGGUCGGCGACCAGGUUGACUUCCACCGGCCGCCGAGCACGAAGGAGGAGUCGGGGUGGCGCGGCCCGGCUACCUUGCUGCAGGUCGGACCUCCAGUGCUCAUUCGAUGGCAGGGCCGAGUAUUUCAAGUGCGACCUCAGGACCUUCGGCGAAGCCUCGUCUACUUCGUGAUGUUCACGAACAACAUCUUCUUUGAGGCAGGAUCGCUCGACCCGGUGGCCACCCUCAUGAGCUACGCGGACCAGCUGGACAGCAAGGUCGUGCGCGUCGGGUGGCUCUUCGACGCCGGGUGGAAGCGGACCGCGGACAGCCAGAAGCUCAGCGAGUUGGUCCUGGCGGUGUUGCACGUUGCCGCCAGUGGCUUCUACCUGGUGGGGUGCAUCGGCGCGCGAGUGGGUAACGGCGUGUCUGUGCUCGAGGGCAUGGUCGGAUGCGACCACAGCUUCCUGUGGUGGUGGCGGCGCGGACGCCCAGAGCUGUCCUGGUACCACGAGGCGUCUGGAUCUGCUCGACUGAAGUUGGCCCCGAUAUUUGGCAAGGAUCACUGGCGGGACGUCAGCUUCGUGCAGUUCAUCAUGACGGACGACGAGUCUGCGGAGGAGCGCGAGAGAGAUCGCGAUCACGUGAUGGCCCAGAUCGUGAUCAUGGAGCCCGAGGUGCAGGAUGAGGGGGGCAAAGACGACGACGGCGACUCGGACAGCGACGCGACCCAGGAGUACCUGUUCGCGAGCUGGCAGCACCUGAAGGAGCAGGCAGCUCUGCCUGCUGUUGACAUCGAGUGCGCUCAGAGCGACUUCUUCUUUGCAGCCCCGGACGCAGAUCAUGUGGCAGAAGCAGCAGAGGAUGAUUCUUCGAAUUCCCGACCCGACUGCGUCGAGAUCGGCAUAGGUGCGCCACUCAUGUACUGGGUGCACCCUGAGGUGGAGCACAUGCGACGACCUGGGUCAGGGGAGAUCUACAUCCUGCGCGUCUACAACACGGGCAAGCGCGAGAUUGUCGUCGAGCGCGAGAUGAAUGUGCUCACGCUGGAGGAGGCCCGAGCUCACGAAGUUGAAGUACGGCAGGCCAUGAAGGACGAGCUCCAGCGCUGGGCGGAGUUGAAGGCAUUCCAGCGUUUCCCGAAGGAUCAGGCGACCAACAUCAUCGACUCCCGCUGGGUGCUCAAGUGGAAGGAGAUCGACGGCAAGAAGCAAGUGCGCGCGAGGCUCACGGUGAGAGGCUUCAAGGACAUGCAGUCACCGGAGCUGUCCACCUUUGCGGGUACUUCGACACGAUGGGGACAACGACUGGUGAAUCAGGUGACUGCACAGCGCAAGUGGCGAUUAUUCUCAGCGGACAUCAGCCAGGCGUUCUUGCGCGGGCUCACCUUCGAGCAGGUCGCCGCCAUGGGCGGCGAGGUCAAGCGGAAGGCACAGUUCACGAUGCCGCCAGGAUCGAUUCCAGUCCUCCGGCAGCUGGAGGGCUACGAGGACUACAACCCUGUGACAGAGGUGUUGUUGCUCCUGCGCUGCGGCUUCGGUCUGAAGGACGCGCCGAGGCUGUGGCAGGUCAUGUUGAAGCAAGUGCUGGAGAAGACAGGAGGCAAGGCGCUCAUCAGCGACCCGCAGAUCUACGUGUACCACGACGCGAAGGGUGAGCUGCAGAUGAUCAUGUCCUCGCACGUGGACGACCUCAAGGGCGGCGGCGAGGACUACCUGCGGGAGAAGGUACUGAGCAUGAUCGAGAGCGAGUUCGGGAAGCUGAAGCGCCAGUACGACUGCUUUGAGUGCAUCGGCAUCAUGCAAGAGCAGGACGCUGUGACCAAGGCCAUCUGGACGCAUCAGCAGCACUACGUUCAGCAGCUGCGACCGCUCCAGGAAGACCAGUAUGUGAUGGAGAAUGAAGAUGGCCAGGUGAGCGUGGAGACCCACGCGGCGUACAUGUCGCUGCUCGGGGGAAUCGCAUGGAUGACGCAGACGAUGGCGCCCAUUGCAGUGUGCGUCAGCUACCUCCAGCGGCAGGCCAAGAAGCCGUCAGUCGGAGACAUCCGGAAGAUCAACCGGCUGCUGAAAUGGAUCAUGGUGAACGCGAAGCAGCUCGGAGUUCGGUUCAUCGAGUUGGACAUGACCCGAGUGCGGCUGGCCGUCGUCAGCGACUCAGCCUUCCACGCCAUGGAGUUCGAAGGCUUGGCGAUCCGAGGCUGUGUGAUCAUGUUGCUAGAGGCUGACGCCGAGGUGCUUCAAACCGGAUCGACGUACAGAAUUGUGAUGCUUGACUGGUACAGCAGAAAGCAGAACAACGUAGUGAGGUCCACCUACGCCGCCGAGCUGAUGGCGUUGUUGGACGCACUUGGCACCGGCACCCUCAUGAACGUGGCAUUGACUGAGAUCAGUAAAGGAGUGUGCACAGCGAAUGAGAUGCGAGUGCGGCAGGAGGCCGGCGACCUAGUGUUGAAGAUGAUCGCGGCCAUCGACGCGAAGGCAGUGUUUGACGCCGUCUCCGCCGCCACCAUCAAGGUGACCACGGACAAGCGCAUGUUUGUGCCGACGCUCGCGGUGCGUGAGCAGAUCGACCGCCUCCAGCUGUCCCAGCUCAGCUGGAUCGACGCGGUGGACAUGCUGGCGGACGGGCUGACGAAGGGCGAGCUCGACCGGACGGCCCUCGUGAAGCUGGGCUUCAGCAACGAGUGGCACCUGAGCGGCCUGCAGCCAGUGGCCUUCUCGGCGCGCAGUGCGCUGGAGGGCCGCGCAGAGCGCUC